Messenger RNA from Prinia subflava (tawny-flanked prinia), 3088 nucleotides. RefSeq names its product potassium voltage-gated channel interacting protein 4 (gene KCNIP4). The transcript has 8 exons. NCBI's taxonomy places the organism in Eukaryota, Metazoa, Chordata, Aves, Passeriformes, Cisticolidae. Bases 873 to 1550 code for a protein of 225 amino acids. Gene Ontology annotation, molecular function: potassium channel regulator activity; calcium ion binding. Gene Ontology annotation, biological process: regulation of potassium ion transmembrane transport. Gene Ontology annotation, cellular component: voltage-gated potassium channel complex. The record is from RefSeq and is a predicted model, not a curated record.
ACUUGGAGACAUCCCAACCACACAGUGCUAACCGUGCCAGAGGCUGUUUCCCAGCUGCCGCAGGUGGGGAGCUGGAGAGCAGGGGCAGCUCCCGGCACAGAGGUGCCAGCAGGGUUUCUGCGUCCUUCUUCCUGCUGGACAGGUGUGCAGUGCCGGGGCGUUUCCAUGACCUUCAGCAGCCUGCGGGGCCGAGGCCGGCAUGCAGCGUGCAGGCGGAGGGCAGCCCCGCCAGCUCACACCUCGGUUACACUCCCGCAGCUCGGGCAGGGCAGCACCGCCCGCUCGGCCCCGGCGUGCGCGCCCCCAGCCCCAGGGAACGCAGCGCUGCCGCGCCCCGGCCCGCUCCCACAGCCCGCCCGCUGCUCGCGGGAGGAGCGCAGAGCGGAGCGGCUCCGGGGGCGGUGCCGUGCUGCCGGCGUGGGGCGGGCACCGGCACCGACACCGGCACCGGCACCGGCACCGCCCCGCCCGCCGGGCUGCGCGCCCGCGGAGCCGCCCGCGGCCAGCGCCUGCCGCGGGUCCGGCUGCGCCGGGGGCGCCGGGGCUGCCACAGAGCCUGCACCGCGCCGAGCCCGAGCCGAGCCGUGCCGUGCCGUACCCUGCCCAGCCGUGUCCAGCCGAGCCGUGCCGUGUCCUGCCCAGCCGAGGCGAGCAGCACCGCGCCGUGCCGGCAGCGCCUCGCCACGCUCCGGCGGCCGCCCGGGCUCCCUUGCGCAGCCGCCCGGGGCAGAUCGGCGGGAGUUGGCUCGGCCGUGAGGAGGCGGCGAGGCCGAGCGAGGCUCGGAACUGCCCCAGAAGUUUGCUGGCAGGACCUGUUCCGUUUAUUGGCAAAGUCUUCAGCCUCUCCUCAGAGGAAUACCGCGUUGCCUAAGAUGAGUGGCUGUAGGAAGCGGUGUAAGCGGGAAAUAAUGAAAUUUGCCCAGUACCUUCUCAGGCUAAUCACAGGUUCUCUUCACACAGACACUGUAGAAGAUGAAAUGGAAAUGGCCACAGUACGACAUAGACCUGAAGCUCUUGAACUGCUGGAAGCACAGAGUAAAUUCACAAAGAAGGAACUUCAGAUCUUAUAUAGAGGUUUCAAGAAUGAAUGCCCCAGUGGUGUUGUCAAUGAAGAAACCUUCAAAGAGAUUUACUCUCAGUUCUUUCCACAGGGAGAUUCCACAACAUAUGCACAUUUUCUGUUUAAUGCAUUUGACACUGAUCACAAUGGAUCUGUAAGUUUUGAGGAUUUUGUUAUGGGUCUCUCAAUUUUACUCCGAGGGACAGUACAGGAGAAACUGAACUGGGCUUUCAAUUUGUAUGAUAUAAAUAAGGAUGGAUAUAUAACUAAAGAGGAAAUGCUUGAUAUCAUGAAAGCAAUAUACGACAUGAUGGGAAAAUGCACCUACCCUGUUCUCAAAGAAGAUGCACCUAGGCAACAUGUGGAAACAUUCUUCCAGAAAAUGGACAAGAACAAAGAUGGAGUAGUUACCAUAGACGAAUUCAUUGAGAGCUGCCAGAAAGAUGAGAAUAUAAUGCGAUCCAUGCAGCUCUUCGAAAAUGUGAUUUAAUGAAGACAUUAGGUCUACAAAUAAUGGACAAAUAUGAGCUAUUCUGCAACAUUAUCUAAAAAAUGGAUUUCCCCCUUUAUCAUAAAUAAAAUUACUCAGCUUUAAACUGAGACAUGUAUUAUGCAAGUAAAUUUUUUAUUAUAAACUCUUCCCAACAAAAAACCCUUUCUAAAUUAUACAAUCUAGCACUUCCACAGUGGCUACUUAGUUAAUAGGACUGUACUAAAAAAACAGGUUCUUACCACAAACUCAGACAAAAUACAACUGACAUUAUGCACCUUUAUUAUCAUUCAAACCCCCUAUCUAUUAAAAUAGAUACAAUCACAAGGAGAUUAAAUAAAUAUUCUUAGUUUUGUUACUCAUUUGUAUUGGACUAAGCUCCAGUGUUGAAAUGUAUUUCUUAAAUCUCUAAGUUCAAAUUUAUACAGAGGCUUUACAAUUUAUUUUCUUCUUGUAUUUCUAUGGUGUAGUCCUCCUUUUUGAAUAAUACUUUGAGUUAAAAUACUCUAGUCAAUGUGCAAAGCACACCUUGCUACAAUUGCCUUCUGACUUUGACUUGUUUUUCUCUUCAGAAAACCCCCAAAAAACCCAAACAUAACAGAUAACUUGAGAGCGAAAGCUGUUAUAGAAAAAAAAAAUACUUAUGGAUAUUCUUAUUCCCUAAAAAAUAUGAGUAAGCUUCUCUAAAUCUCACCUAAUAAAUCAGCACUUAAUUUAUCAGGACAUGAAUAUCAGGAGUCCUACAUACUGUAUUUUUAAUUCUUGGAUGUGUCUGCAAAGUUCUUUGCUUAAAAUUAAGGAUCUUCUGAUUUUUCACAAAGAAACCUUAUCUGGAUCCUAACACUGCUUUCCCAAGUAUGUGUCUUUCUGCCUUUAAUAAAGAAAAAGGCAUGACCUUUUGAAACUGCCAUCUCACUUUAGUGCUGAGAAUGAACAUCACUACAUAGUAACAUCUACUAAUAAUGACUGCUAGAGGCUAACAUCCAUUUCAUCUUUUUCUAAUACCUUUAACUAUGAGACAGAACCAGGAAAACAAUGAAAACUUUAGCUGUAUAUUAUCUAUACGUGAUAAAUGCUUUACAUUUUUUAAGAUCAUUUCUUCAUUAAGAUUGGAGCUACUUAAUUCUGAACCUAGAAAUAUUCUUCUAAAAAAGUAUGCAUAUAAAAAUAUAACACUGCCCCUCCAUCCAUGUAAUUUUUAAGAUAUAUUGUCCACAGAGUCUACGCAAAUACUUCAAAAUAGGUGAAAUGCUAUCAGAGAUAGGCCAACCUUCAUUGCGACAUUGCUGCAGAAAGUGUGAAAGGGGAUUAAUGAAGUAGAAAGAAGGUUACAAGAAUUCUUUUGUAAAAAUAAAUCAGGUAUCUAUUCUGGUGUAGAGAUGGGAUGUUAGAGGCAUGUUGAAGGCUGCUCUGCUAUCACCAGUGUAGGAUAAGAGUAGUACAAUACAUGUACACCUGAAAUCUGCUGUAGCGUGUUUGUGUAAACUAAAUGUGCACAUUUUGUAAAAAAAAAAUAAAGUAAACAUGAAGAAAAAAAG